AUGUGGAAACAAACAAAUCAGGAGAGAUCGGAACGUAAAGCCUCGAGAAGUAGGGGGAGGGAAUUUAGAAGAAAUGACAGGGAGACAUCCUAUAGAUACUCACCAAAGAGAACCCCAAAAAUAAAGGGGGGGGAAUUUAAUGGGAAGAGACAAAAUUCACGGUUCAUCUCAGAGUCACAGAACCAACCCAUCAUUCCCACUAGGAAAGGACCGCACUACGAAGGAAGACAUAUAACAUUAGUAGGUGAUCAUACAAAUAGAGAUCAUAUUAACACUCAAGAAAUAGGGAGACAUCACUUUGCCACAAAACCUAAAAUGUAUAGUGAUGCGGUUAAAGAAGGCUUGCAUAACCCCCAUAAAAAGAACCAAAUGGGGAAAAUAUUGAACAUGAGGCAAACCAACAGUGAGAAAUCAGAAUCCAUCCUAACAAGAAAUAGAGAUAGAAGUAGAAGUACAAGCAAAUCAUUACCCCCAGAUACUCCCCCGUCACCUUCUUUUUUUCGGAAGGAUUUGAUACAGAACAGAAAAAAGCGGACAAACGAUGCACAACUAUGGGACAUGCAGGGAAAAAGACAAAGAUCAAUGGAAGAAGAAGAAGAAAGAGAAGAACUAGAAAGGAGUCACAGGGAAAAGAGGGGGAAAAUAUCGAUUUGA
Pelobates cultripes (western spadefoot toad) is the source of this 654-nucleotide messenger RNA. The record is from the annotation of a GenBank genome assembly. NCBI's taxonomy places the organism in Eukaryota, Metazoa, Chordata, Amphibia, Anura, Pelobatidae.